Molecule: messenger RNA, 6155 nt
Organism: Apus apus (common swift)
Lineage: Eukaryota; Metazoa; Chordata; Aves; Apodiformes; Apodidae
Gene: EIF4G1
Product: eukaryotic translation initiation factor 4 gamma 1
Exons: 28
Coding region: 926-5206 (1426 amino acids)
Cellular component (GO): eukaryotic translation initiation factor 4F complex
Molecular function (GO): mRNA binding; translation initiation factor activity; protein binding
Source: RefSeq, a predicted model, not a curated record
UGGCCCCUCAGAGGAUGGAGGUGGCCCCUGUCAGUGACUGGCUCCCACAGUUAGGCCAGGAUACAGCUGCUCCUUUGUGCCUGGCUCUGGGGCAUCCCCCAGUGUUUCUCAGGGGGUUCCGAGAAGGGCUUGCCUCCUGCCUCCACUUCAGGGCUGCUGCUGUUCUCAGGGGACCUGGCAGCAGUGUGUCCCUUGCCCACAAGACUGGAUGGGUCGGCCUGGCAUGGCAUGGGUGAUGGCAGCUUGGUGUUUCCCUCCUUCCCCUCACACCUGGCCCAUCCUGUGGGGCCUUUCUGGUGCCCCUGUGUCCUUCCUGGGCAGAGGAGGGGUCCCUGGCUCUAGGGUAGCAGUCACCAGGAAGGUACUGGAGCUGGAGGGGGCCGGGACCUGGCUGCGCCUGUUCCCUCCACGCCCACAUCCCUGUGGUAGCACUCUGGGGGUGAUUCUUGCUGAUGCCCUGGGAGGAGUGGAGUGCCUCUCGGGGGCUGUGCCAGCCCUGGAUGGGGUCCAAAUCUGCCUUCAGCCCCUGGCAUAGCUCUCUCCUUUGUGCUCUUCUCACCAGGGGCUGUGCGGGGAGCCGGAGCCCCUCAGCCUGGGUGUGAAUGGAGGGUGCGGACAGGGCUGCUUGGUGCCGCCCUCGGGCUGGUGCCGGCCCUGGGGAGAUAAGGAAUCCUGGCAGGAAGGUGGUGGCCUGUGGAGCCGGGACACCCGCAGCCAGCAUGGCCGAGCGUCCCAGUGCUGAGCGUCCCGGCGUGGAGCCGCGGGUGCUUAUUACCCGGCGCAGGGGGUGCAGCAGUUCCCGGCGGGGGUCCCCGCUGCCCAGGUCAUUGUGAGCCAACAGCCACCGAUCCCCCCAAAACGAGAGCGCAAGACGAUCCGGAUACGAGACCCCAACCAAGGUGGCAAAGACAUCACUGAAGAAAUCAUGUCUGGAGCAAGGACCUCAUCCACCCCCACCCCUCCACAGGCUGGAAGCAGUUUGGAGCCCCAGGCCAACGGAGAGACCCCCCAUGUAGCAGUUAUUGUCCGGCCAGAUGAUCGCCCAAAGCCUGCGCUGGUGGCGAGCAAGCCCAUCUCCCCGGAGCCCAGCAAGUCGGCGUCCCCGUCGCCUCCCCCUCCCCUCAUCCCCGAGGUGGAGUCCGUGGUGCUCUCGGCUGUGACGCUGGUGCCAAUGGAGCCCCCCGUGGACGUGGACACUAAAGCAGAGCUGGGCGAGGCGCCGCCCGACCCCAAUAAGACGUUUAGCGCCAUCACUACAGUGCCAGGGGCUGUGGAUGUGCCCAUUGUGCCCUCGACCAACAUGAACACAGUAGUUGUGGAGGAGAAGGAGGAGGAGGUUGCCAUUCCCCUCCCGGAGCCCACCCCACAGGCACCUGUGCCCCCUGAGGUGCCACUGGUGCCCAUUGUGCCCCCAGUGCCAGCUGCAGCCCCAGUGCCAGCUGCGCCAUCACCACCGCCACCACCCGUCGUAACGCAGGCCCCCGAACUACUCGCCAAACCCGCCUCUCCCAGCCCCCCACCACCCCGGGAAGAGCCCUGCCCUGAGCCCACCGUCGAGCCCGCUGCCGGGGCCAAUGGGGUCUUAGAGGAGGUGCCUGAGCCGGUCCCUGAGGUGCCCGUGUGCCAGCCAGUGCUGGUGCCCACGCCAGCACCUGCGACCACCCUGGACUCCCCCAUCGUCCAGCCUGAAGAGCUGCCCCUGCCCAACGGGGUGGAGGGCACCGGGAAAGCAGAGCCGAGUGAGGAGCAACCUGAGUCAGACAGCCCCAUCUCAGAACCCGAGGAGCCAGCCCAGCCCGGCACCCCUGCCUCCCCCCCGGCAGAGGAGGAGGAAGAGGAGGAGGAGGAGGAAGAGGAGGAAGAGAGUGAAGGCCCUGGUGAGGCCACAGAGCGGAGCUCAAGCCCGGCCCCUGCCCCUUCGCAGACCUCGGAGGCGACUGCGCAAGUCGCCAUGUCGGUGCCAAAGAAGAAGCGAAGGAUGAAGGAGCUAAACAAGAAGGAGGCAGUAGGCGAUUUGCUGGAUGCCUUUAAAGAGUCUCAGAUCAGUGACAGUGCCUCGGAGACAGAGAACAAGCCCCCCAUGUCGACCGCUGCACAUGAAGUGGAGGAAGUGACCCCAGCUCGUCCACAGGAAGAGUCAGAGGAGACGUGGGAAGAGAAGGAGGACAAGCUGGCGCCAGAGAAGGGCAAAGCUGCUGACCAGAAGUACCGCUACAAGGAAGAGCAAUGGAAGCCACUGAACCCUGAGGAGAAGAAGCGAUAUGACCGUGAGUUCCUGCUGGGCUUCCAGUUCAUCUUUGCCAGUAUGCAGAAACCUGAGGGGCUGCCCCAGAUCACGGAUGUGGUGCUGGACAAGCCCUGUGUACCUUUGCAGGCCAACAAGACCCCACUGCGGGCGCUCGACCCCAUCCGCCUCAGUGGCAUGAACUGCAGCCCGGACUUCACCCCCUCCUUUGCCAACCUCGGCCGGCCUGUCAUGGGUAACCGGGGCCUGCCCUCAGGGUUAGGUCCUCGUCGCUCCCAGCAGAGCCAGAGGAAGGAACCUCGCAAAAUCAUUGCCACUGUGUCUCUCAAUGAGGAUGUCAAGCUGAACAAGGCUGAGAAGGCCUGGAAACCCAGCAGCAAGCGUGCCUCUGAGGAGGAGGAUCCUGAGAACAUCAAGACACAGGAACUGCUCCGCCGCGUCCGCAGCAUCCUCAACAAACUGACGCCCCAGAUGUUCCAGCAGCUGAUGAAGCAGGUGAUGGAGUUGUCCAUCGACACGGAGGAGCGGCUCAAGGGUGUCAUCGACCUCGUCUUUGAGAAGGCCAUCUCAGAGCCAAACUUCUCUGUUGCCUAUGCUAACAUGUGCCGUUGCCUUAUGGGGCUCAAAGUGCCCACCACAGACAAGCCCACGGUGACUGUGAACUUCCGCAAGCUGCUGCUCAACCGCUGUCAGAAGGAGUUUGAGAAGGACAAGGAUGAUGAUGAGAUCUUUGAGAAGCGACAGAAGGAGAUGGAUGAUGCCAGUGCUCCUGAGGAGAAGGCGCGCAUGAAGGACGAGCUGGAGGAGGCCCGGGACAAGGCCCGACGGCGAUCACUGGGCAACAUCAAGUUCAUUGGAGAGCUCUUCAAACUGAAGAUGUUGACAGAGGCCAUCAUGCAUGACUGUGUGGUGAAACUGCUCAAAAAUCAUGAUGAGGAGUCUCUUGAGUGCCUUUGCCGCCUGCUUACCACCAUUGGCAAGGACUUGGACUUUGAGAAGGCCAAGCCCAGGAUGGACCAGUACUUCAAUCAGAUGGAGAAGAUCAUCAAAGAGAAGAAGACAUCAUCCAGAAUCCGUUUCAUGCUACAGGAUGUGAUUGACCUCAGACGGAAUAGCUGGGUGCCACGGCGAGGAGACCAGGGCCCCAAAACAAUCGACCAGAUCCACAAGGAAGCAGAGAUGGAGGAGCAUCGGGAACACAUCAAAGUGCAGCAGCUCAUGUCAAAGGACAAAAGGAGAGGGCCUCCUGGGCCAUCCUCCAGUGGACGUGGGAGCUUGGUCGCAGACGAUGGCUGGAACACGGUGCCCAUCAGCAAGGGCAACCGGCCUAUUGACACCAGCCGGCUAACAAAGAUCACCAAGCCUGGAUCCAUUGACACCAACAACCAGCUCUUUGCACCGGGCGGGCGGCUGAGCUGGGGCAAGGGCAGCAGCGGAGGGUCUGGUGCGAAGCCUGCAGAUUCAGCAUCUGAUUCAGGGCGACCAGCCACGAGCACCUUGAACCGCUUCUCAGCGCUCCAGCAGUCGAGCCCUGCCGAGAGCCUGGAGUCCCGCCGUGUGGUGCAGAGGAGCAGCUCCAGCCGUGACAGGUCAGAGAAGGCUGGAGACAGAGGGGAACGGGAGUCACGUUCGGAGAAGGGCAGCGACCGCCUGGAGCGUCCCGACCGGGGGGAGCGGGCAGACAGGAACAGGUCUGCCAUCACCAAGAGGAGCUUCAGCAAAGAGACAGAGGACAGAAGCCGAGAACGGGAGAAGCAGGGCGGCCCUGAGGCUGUGCGCAAGGCUGCCAGCAUGACGGAGGAACGGGACCGGAGCCGAGAGCCCAUUAAGCAAGAGUCAGUACCUCCCACAGCAUCUACCAAGCCUGUGCUGUCAGAAGAGGAGCUGGAGAAGAAAUCUAAGGCAAUCAUAGAAGAGUACCUGCACAUCAAUGACAUGAAGGAGGCCCUGCAGUGUGUGCAGGAGCUGGGCAGCCCCUCCUCGCUCUACAUCUUCGUGCAGAACGGCAUUGAGUCCACGCUGGAGAGGAGCACCAUCUCCCGUGAGCACAUGGGGGUCCUGCUGUGCCAGCUGGUGAAGGCAGGCACGCUCUCCAAGGAGCAGUACUACAAAGGGCUGCGGGAGAUCCUGGAGAUCGCAGAAGACAUGGAGAUCGACAUCCCACACAUCUGGCAGUACCUGGCUGAGCUCAUCACCCCUAUACUGCAAGAGGAAGGCAUCCCUAUGGAGGAGCUGUUCAGGGAGAUAACAAAGCCCCUGGUGCCCAUUGGGAAGGCUCCCACGCUGCUGGUGGAGGUGCUGGGCUUGUUGUGCAAGGGCAUGGGCCAGAAGACCGUAGGCAAGCUGUGGCGGGACGGGGGCCUGAGCUGGAAGGAAUUCCUGCCUGAGGAUCAGGAUGUCAACAAAUUUGUCACAGAGCAGAAAUUGGAGUACACAGUGGGGGACAGCUCGGACACGCCGAGCCGCAAGGAGCUGACCUCGGAGGAGCUGUGCAAGCAAAUGGACAAACUGCUGAAGGAGAACCCGAACAACCAAAGAAUACACGACUGGAUCGAGGCCAACCUGAGUGAGCAGCAGGUCUCAUCCAACAUGUUUAUCAGGGCCCUCAUGACAUCUGUGUGCCACUCGGCCAUUGUCUUCGAGAACCCCUACCGUUUGGAUGCCCUGGUCAUCCACAACCAAGCCAAGCUGCUGCAGAAAUACCUGCGAGAUGAGCAGAAGGAGCUCCAGGCUCUCUAUGCCCUGCAAGCCUUGGUGGUGAAGUUAGACCAGCCUCCCAACCUGCUGCGGAUGUUCUUUGAUGCCCUGUAUGAUGAGGACGUUAUCAAGGAGGAGGCUUUCUACAAGUGGGAGUCCAGUAAAGACCCAGCUGAGCAGCAGGGCAAAGGGGUGGCUCUCAAAUCGGUGACAGCCUUUUUCACCUGGCUCCGGGAAGCUGAGGAUGAGUCGGACAACAACUGAGCAACUGUGAGGAAGAGGAACAGGAAGGGAGGAGAGAGAGCAGGGCACCCUGGGGAGCAGCUCCAUCCCCUCCCACUCCCAGGCCUCCCUGGACUUGCUGAUGCCGGGGCCAAGGGACCCACUGUGCCCCCAGAGCCCCCCUCUCUCUUUUCAGUUCUCUCCCUCCUCCUCCUGUCCUGGUUCUGUUCGCGAGGCCUGUACUAGUUAGUCACGAUGAUAAUAAAUGGAUGCUGAUGGAGGCAGCUCUCGCAGUGGGUCCCCUCAGGGCCCCUCCUCUCCCCGCUCCCAGUGCAGGCACCCUAGUUCUCUGGGAGUGGGGCAGAGCACCCCUGGACUCAAGUCACGGAGAGGGGGGAUAGGAUGGGGAAAGAAAUCUCUCCCCUCCUUUCCCCCCUCCUCUUCCUCCUCCCCACUUCUUGCUGAAAUAUAGAGAGAUUAUAUAUAUAUAAACUUAUUAAAUUUGGUUUGGGGACAGGAGCGUGAUUUCUCCCCCUCCCCUGUCCUCUCUCUACUCCUCCAUCACUGCCUGGACCGUCCCCCACCCUGCCCCAGUUUUUUUAUUUUAAAUAUAAAUCAUUCCCCCCCCAACUCCUGCUCUGACACCUGGGGAGGGUGCCGGGGAGGAGGGGGGGGGGGGUUUGACCCCUUCUGUCUGGGCCAGGCUGAGUCCCCUCCUCCCCCCCAUAGCCCCCAUCCUCUUCCCAAACAGGCCACAAUUGGGCAAGCGACGGGGCGGCCCUGCAUCCGCGUCCCCUGUAUUUAUAGAGCGCCGGAUGUGAUGAGCUGCACGUGUAAUUAUUAAAACAAGGAUUCAAUUACUGGUCACGUGAUUUUGUAAAUAAUUUUUUCUUUUUUUUUCUUUUUUUUUUUUCUUUAUGGAGUAUUUAAUUGAAGAUUUAAAGGCAUCUUUUCACCUUAAAACUGGAAAUAAAAGAACAUUGCUAAAUAA